AUGGCAUCAGUCUACGUCGAGGGGGGAGAUACCUCGGUAUUGGACGACGCGUGCGAUCACCUGAGAAAGGCAGUUGCAAAGGUGCGGCGAGACACGGGCGCUGUGGUGGAGGUCAUGGUUGUGGGAGACUUUAACCGCCAUGAUCAACUCUGGGGAGGAGACGAGGUGUCCCUGGGAAGACAGGGCGAAGCGGAUCUAAUCAUUGACCUCAUGAACGAGUUUACUCUUAGUAGCUUACUCAAACGAGACUCAAUGAUCAAGUGUGCGAUACAUGGGACAGAGUACGGCUCGGAUCACCGUGCCAUUGAGACUGUGUUCGAUGCACCGUGGUCAGCCCCAAAGCAUCAGGAACGACUUCUGCUGAAGAACGCACCAUGGAACGAGAUCAAUGCUAGAAUCGCGAGUACUCUGACCGCUACUCUGUCGGGAGGCACGGUGCAGCAGAAGACUGACCGACUUAUGACGGCGGUCAGCGAGGCGGUGCAUGCUUUGACUCCAAAGGCAAAACCGUUACCACACGCGAAACGAUGGUGGACAGCCGACUUAACACAGCUGCGCUAUAUAUAUACAUACUGGCGAAAUCAUGCUCGCUCGGAGCGCCGGGCGGGACGAAAAGUACCGCACCUGGAAAAGACAGCCCAAAAUAACGAUAACAUCUGGAAAGCCGCUAAAUACCUAAAGUCGGGAGAGGACGCAGCAUUCGGGAAGCUACCGCAGCUCGUCAGAGCAGACGGGACUACCACCACGGAUUAUCAAGAGCAAGCAGAAGAGCUGCUGUCCAAAUUCUUUCCCCCUCUACCUGACGUUAUUAACGACAAGGGGACCAGACCACAAAGAGAGCCGGUCGAAGCGUUCUGCUCGGAACGAACGGCGACCAUCCAAAUCAAUGGGCAAGUAUCGGAGGUCCAGAGCCUUCCACAGGCUGGCCUACCUCAGGGCUCGCCCCUGUCCCCGAUCCUAUUCCUCUUCUUUAAUACAGACCUCGUACAAAGACAGAUCGACAGCCAGGGCGGAGCGAUAGCGUUCGUGGAUGAUUUUACCGCAUGGGUGACCGGGCUAACCGCCCAGAGCAACCGGGAAGGCAUUAAAGCAAUUAUCAAUAAAGCACUCGACUGGGAGAAAAGGAGCGGAGCGACUUUUGAAGCAGACAAAACAGCCAUCAUACACUUUGCUCCCAAGGCUUACAAAUUGGACCAGGGGCCUUUCACUAUCAAGGGACAAACUGUUGAGCCCAAGGACUAUGUCAAGAUCUUAGGCGUCCUUAUGGACACGAAACUUAAGUACAAGGAACAUAUUGCGAGGGCAGCAUCCAAGGGCCUGGAGGCCGCGAUGGAGCUCCGUCGACUUCGGGGUUUAUCCCCAGCGACAGCGCGGCAGCUAUUUACAUCGACAGUGGCGCCGGUCGUAGACUACGCGUCUAAUGUCUGGAUACACGCAUACAAGGAUAAGGCCAUAGGGCCGAUAAACCGCGUCCAAAGGGUAGGAGCGCAGGCGAUUGUAGGAACAUUCCUCACAGUUGCGACCAGUAUAGCAGAGGCGGAGGCCUACCUUACCACUAUUCAACACCGUUUCUAG
This is a messenger RNA of Penicillium expansum, 1575 nucleotides long. RefSeq lists its product as uncharacterized. The record is from RefSeq and is a predicted model, not a curated record. Bases 1 to 1575 code for a protein of 524 amino acids. The transcript is spliced from 4 exons. NCBI's taxonomy places the organism in Eukaryota, Fungi, Ascomycota, Eurotiomycetes, Eurotiales, Aspergillaceae. Gene Ontology annotation, molecular function: catalytic activity.